Molecule: messenger RNA, 612 nt
Organism: Zerene cesonia (dogface butterfly)
Lineage: Eukaryota; Metazoa; Arthropoda; Insecta; Lepidoptera; Pieridae
Product: glia maturation factor beta-like
Exons: 4
Coding region: 89-511 (140 amino acids)
Biological process (GO): actin filament debranching; negative regulation of Arp2/3 complex-mediated actin nucleation
Cellular component (GO): actin cortical patch
Molecular function (GO): actin binding; Arp2/3 complex binding
Source: RefSeq, a predicted model, not a curated record
UUAAUAGAAGUUGCCGAUUGAUAAAGUGGGCGGUACACAAUUAAAAAUUAAAUAAAAUAACUAACAAGAAGCAAUCUGUGGUAUAAUAAUGUCGGCGAAUGUAAACGUGUGUGAUAUUGGAGACGACGUAAAGGAGGUUCUAAAGAAAUUUCGCUUCCAAAAACAUACUUCAAAUUGUGCCUUAAUUUUGAAGGUGAACAGAGAGAAGCAAGCUCUAGAAGUUGACGAAGAACUGGAUAACAUAGAGCUCGAGGAGCUGCAGGACAUCCUGCCGUCCCACCAGCCGAGGUUCAUUGUGUACAGCUACAAAAUGGAGCACAGCGACGGCAGGGUGUCAUUUCCCAUGUGUUUCAUAUUCUACACGCCACGCGACGCGCACAUGGAGUUGCAGGUUAUGUACGCGGGAACACAGCGCGCGCUCGCCGCGGCUGUCGGCGCGCCGCGGUUGUUGGAAGUGCGGGAAAUUGAUGAGCUCACGAACGAGUGGCUCAACGACAAGCUUAGGAGGUAGAGAUGAGAAGAGAUGGGAAGAGAUAAGAAGAGAUGGCUAGUGAUGGAGGAAUAGUGUACAUGAGGCGUAGGAAAGAAUGUGAUGUGUUAAGAAGUAAAAAA